AACCUCAUGACAGCGGAUUGGAACGAGUCGGCACAGCUUAUCACAUAAACAGGGCAGACGGGGAAAGGCUGUCAACGAAUAACUUUCCACACACACUUGGACGCACACACGCACACUCUCACACUCCGGGCGCUGUUGGGGGGAUAUAUAAGACCUCACCAGGAGGGUCUUAGACCCACUAGAUUUCUCUGAGGGAAUGCUUUGCAGUUUGGGUUUUUCUUUCACAUUGAUCUCUCUGCAAAAACCUUACAUGCCCUUUGAGUGCCAGAGAGAGUUUUUGGGUAAAGUAUGCUUUUCUUUGAUGCCCAAUACUCAACUUUAUUGACACGGGAAGAAAGAAACUUAAGGAUGUAAUCUUGAAGUAAGGACUAUUUUCUCAGCAACUUCGUCUGUUGGACUUUGCAUUGUUUUCUAUAUUUUUUCUGUUUAAACUGCAAACCAAAAAUGGAAACACCAAUGCCUUUAGGAAUAUUUCAUGACAAUGUAUCCGUUCUGGAUCUGGACAGUGCUUCAAUAAACAACGUCUUCAUUAACAAGGAUUUUGAUGCCUUCAGUGUCACCAUGGCUGUCCUCUACCUGGCAGUAUGCAUUGUGGGAUUGGGCGGGAACUCUUUGGUCAUCGUCACGAUCCUGAAGCUGGACAAAAUGUCAUCUGCCACCACCGUCUACAUUUUCAACCUGGCUUUGGCUGAUGGCCUCUUCAUGGUAGGACUUCCAUUCAUUGCUAUCCAAAAUUUCCAGGACCAGUGGAUCUUUGGAGACGUGGUCUGUAAACUGGUAAUGGUUCUGGAUGGCAUCAACCAAUUUACCAGCAUAUUCUGCCUGACCGUGAUGAGCGUGGACCGCUACAUGGCCCUGGUCGAUCCGCUGCGCUUCGCUCGCUGGCGGACACCGCAGCGGGCAAAAAUCAUUGCUGCUCUGAUGUGGUUUAUUUCCCUUUUUCCUGUCAUUCCAAUGGCUAUUCACUUUUCGGCCCACUACGGUCUGUGCACCAUAGACCCUCAGGUGGCCUCGGACACCUGGUGGUUGAGCUUUCUCAUCUACACGUUCAUACUGGGUUUUGCUCUGCCAUUCACCGUAAUGAUUGUGUUUUACACCGCACUAGUGGUGACUCUUAGAAAUGCCAAUCGGCGACAGGAUGGCGCUUCUUCCUCUCUGGAAAGCCACAGGCUGGAGAAACAGGUAACCAAGAUGGUGGUGGCAGUUGUUGUGGUAUUUGGCAUCUGCUGGCUGCCGUUCUACGUCUUCAACUUUUGCUCUCUGCACCAAAUAGACUUUCUACUCAACUUCACCCGCGGCUUUGAGUUCGUGGUGCUCCUGUCCUACUCGUGGAGCUGUGCCAAUCCCAUACUGUACGCGUGUCUGUCGGAAACUUUCCGAAGACAUUUCCACGCCCUGCUGUGCCCCCACAAAAGCUCCCUUACGCAGUGCGAUAGAGACACCGAAGGUUACGUCCUGCGUGACACUAACAUACCAGAUAUGAACGUGUUAGCUUAGGAUGGCGUUUGUCGUCACCAAUCAAUAUAUUGCUUUAAAUAUCAGUGCUUGUGUAGCAAUAUUGUAGACAGACAAUCCCUGCUUUAACAUUUAGUGCUGACUUUUGUGCCACUUUUGCUAUUAAACAAUAUAGAAGAAAUAUGGGGGUAAGUGGAACGUGAUAACAUGACACUUACUGUAGACACAGAGAGUUUACUCUGUGUCUCCAUGCAAUAGAUGGACUCUGUAGAGCGAUUAUGCAAUUUCUGCCCACCCCAACAAGUGCUUUCCAAAUGAUUGUGGAUUUUUGGAUGAUGUCACCGUUGUCAUGGCAUCCAGCUUGGCCUGAAUUAUGUGAGAUGGGAUUCUCGUGUGACUGUGGCCAAAUGACUUAAGAAUGUGAUUGUAAAUCUUGGCCGAGCAGUUGAUGAAUUACAUGUUAAUAGCCAAUUUACUGAGAACAGGGUAUUAUAUUUUUUAUGACAUUUUAUUGCCAUUUGUUAUGGAAAUAUUUUGGUGAAAAUUGUGCAUCAUAUUUUCCAGAUCAAAAGAAAUGAUUUUACAAAAUACUUUGAUUAUAAAUGAAUGCUUACUUUUUUUCAAUACAAUCUUAUGGCAAUUCGUACAUAUUUUAGGAGAUGCCUAAUUCUAAUUAUUUUGUACGACCAGUCGACCACACUCACAAUUUGCAUUUGUGCCUGUGACUGUGGGGUUAGGGGCAGGAUUUUUUUUUCAUGUGAACCAUGCGUUUUGUACGAUUCACUUUGUAUGAAUUCAGAAAUUGUCACCUCUUAAAAUCUGUACGAAUUCCUGUAAGAUCAGGCUGUUUUGUACGAUUCACUUCAUACGAGUUUAUGCAAAUUAGCCAACUCCUUAAAUACGUACAAAUUUCUGUGAGAUCGGGCUGCUUUGUAAGAUUCACUUUAUACCAAUUUAUUCAAAUUAGCCAAUUUUAAAAUCUGUAUGAAUUUCUGUGAGAUCAGGCUGUUUUGUACGAUUCACUUCAUACAAAUUUAUGCAAAUUAGCCAACUCCUUAAAUACGUACAAAUUUCGGUGAGAUCAGGCUGUUUUGUACGAUUUACUUGAUAUGAAUUUAUACAAAUUAGCCAAUUUUAAAAAUCUGUACGAAUUUCUGUCAGAUCAGGCUGUUUUGUACGAUUUACUUGAUAUGAAUUUAUACAAAUUAGCCAAUUUUAAAAAUCUGUACUAAUUUCUGUGAGAUCAGGCUGUUCUGUACGAUUCACUUUAUACUAAUUCAUACAAAUAAGCCAACUCCUUAAAUACGUACAAAUUUCGGUGAGAUCAGGCGGUUUUGUACGAUUUACUUUAUACGAGUUUUUGCAAAUUAGCCAAUUGUAAAAAUCUGUACGAAUUUCUAUAAGAUCGGGCUGUUUUGUUCAAUUCACUUUAAACGAAUUCAUACAAAUAAGCCAACUCCUUAAAUACGUACAAAUUUCGGUGAGAUCAGGCUGUUUUGUACAAUUUACUUUAUACAAAUUUAUGCAAAUUAGCCAACUCCUUAAAUACGUACACAUUCCUGUAAGAUCAGGCUGUUUUGUACGAUUUACUUUAUACGAAUUUAUGCAAAUUAGCCAAUUCUAAAAAUCUGUACGAAUUUCUGUGAGAUCAGGCUGUUUUGUUCGAUUCACUUUAUACAAAUUCAUACAAAUAAGCUAACUCCUUAAAUACGUACAAAUUUCGGUGAGAUCAGGCUGUUUUGUACGAUUUACUAUAUACGAAUUUAUGCAAAUUAGCCAAUUGUAAAAAUCUGUACGAAUUUCUGUCAGAUCAGGCUGUUUUGUUCGAUUCACUUUAAACGAAUUUAUGCAAAUUAGCCAACUCCUUAAAUACUGACACAUUCCUGUAAGAUCAGGCUGUUUUGUACGAUUUACUUUAUACGAAUUUAUGCAAAUUAGCCAAUUUUAAAAAUCUGUACGAAAUUUCUGUGAGAUCAUGCUGUUUUGUACGAUUCACUUUAUACGAAUUCAUACAAAUAAGCCAACUUUUUAAAUACGUACAAAUUUCUGUGAAAUCAGGCUGUUUUGUACGAUUUACUUUAUACGAAUGUAUGCAAAUUAGCCAAUUUUAAAAAUCUGUACGAAUUUCAGUGAGAUCAGGCUGUUUUGUACGAUUCACUUCAUAUGAAUUUAUGCAAAUUAGCUAACUCCUUAAAUAUGUACAAAUUCCUUCGUACAAAUUCAUACAAAUCAGCCAACUCUUAAAAUAUGUACGAAUUCCUGUGAGAUCAGGCUGUUUUGUUUUAAUGUAUCACAGUAUGAUGAUUGUUAGCUUUUUAAUGGCUGUAUAUUUGUGCCAAUGUUUUACUAUAUUGCAUGUAUAGGAUUUGAAUUAUCAUCCAAGAACAUAGUUUAUAUUACUUUAUACAUUAUGAAGCCAAAUAUAUGUAAAUUAUCAUUGUUCAUAAAUAUUAAA
Misgurnus anguillicaudatus (oriental weatherfish) is the source of this 3910-nucleotide messenger RNA. Its product is annotated as somatostatin receptor type 2. Gene Ontology annotation, cellular component: plasma membrane; neuron projection. NCBI's taxonomy places the organism in Eukaryota, Metazoa, Chordata, Actinopteri, Cypriniformes, Cobitidae. The record is from RefSeq and is a predicted model, not a curated record. Gene Ontology annotation, biological process: cellular response to glucocorticoid stimulus; regulation of insulin secretion; neuropeptide signaling pathway. Gene Ontology annotation, molecular function: neuropeptide binding; somatostatin receptor activity.